AAAACAAAUUCGAUACAAAAAAUUUAAAAUAAAAUAUAAAACAAAAAAUACGAAAUCAAACUAAACGAAAGAAAAGAUCGCGAGAUGAAAUUGCAUGUGUUCGUAUUAAUUGCGGCGUUUGCCGCAGUUAAUGGCGGGAUUCUGGAGAAUCCAUGCACACGACCCGGUUACUUUGCGUUCAUCGAUAAUAUGCCAACGUUUUAUAGUUGCUACCUGAAAGAUGACGGUACAUAUGGUAUUCAAUAUCUGUCCUGCUCAAAUGGUUACGUUUUCAAUCAGAAAGUUGGUAAUUGUGUGUUAAAAGAUCAACCAAGCAAUGAUACUACGACAGUCGCCUCAACAAGCACCACUGAAGUACCUGCAACAAGUACUGUCGCUGUCAAUAGUACCACAAGCAGAGAUCCCGUUACCACUGGCGCACCAUUAACUACAGCGGUGCCUAUUGUGUCAAGCACUCAAGAUAUACCAGUGACUACAACAAUAAGGUCCACCGAAAGCCCGGUCAUCACCACUGUACAACCCAGUAGUAGUGCAGAACCAAAUACUACAACGACUGAAGGAGUACGCACUACUGAAGUGUCGGCUAGUACUGAUAAACCUGAUACUACCGAAAUUCCGAUUAAUACUGAUGGACCCAGCAGUACUGCAGCUCCAAUAGAAACCACCACACCGGAGGCAUCUGCAUCAGAUACGACUGUAUCAGAUGUGGACACAACUUUAGCAACCGAAUCUACUGUAGAACCAGAAGUUACCGAUGACAUUGAAGAAAGUACUACUGAAGGUGAAUCGGAAAUUACAGAAGAUGCUGAAGAAAGUGAGACGACUGAAGCACCAGCUACCACUGAAGAACCAAUUGUUACUGAAGAACCAGCUAACACCACCACAUCUGAAGGGUCAGAUAGCACAGAAGCACCUGAGGACACAACUUUAGCACCAGAAUCUACUGUAGAACCAGAAGUUACCGACGACAUUGAAGAAAGUACUACUCAAGAUGAAACGGAAAGUACUGCAGAUCCUGAAGAAAGUGAGACAACUGAAGCACCAGCUACCACUGAAGAACCAGAUAAUACCACCACAUCUGAAGGAUCAGGCAGCACAGAAGCUCCUGAGGAAAGUGGCACAACUGCAGCACCGGAGUCUACUGAAGAACCAAAUUUACCAGGAACAACUGAAGGGUCCGGUGCCACAGAAGUACCAGAGGACACAACUUUACCACCAGAAUCGACUGUAGAACCAGAAGUUACCGAUGAUAUUGAAGAAAGUACUACUGAAGGUGAAUCGGAAAUUACAGAAGAUCCCGAAGAAAGUGAGACAACUGAAGCACCAGCUACCACUGAAGAACCAAUUGCUACUGAAGAACCAGAUAACACCACCACACCGGAGGGAUCAGGUAGCACAGAAGCACCCGAGGAUACCACUUUAGCACCAGAAUCUACUGUAGAACCAGAGGUCACCGACGACAUUGAAGAAAGUACUACUCAAGAUGAAACGGAAAGUACUGCAGAUCCUGAAGAAAGUGAGACAACUGAAACACCAGCUACCUCUGAAGAACCAAUUGUUACUGAAGAACCAGAUAACACCACCACAUCUGAAGGGUCAGGUAGCACAGAAGCAUCUGAGGACACUACUUUAGCACCAGAAUCUACUGUAGAACCAGAAGUUACCGACAACAUUGAAGAAAGUACUACUCAAGAUGAAACGGAAAGUACUGCAGAUCCUGAAGAAAGUGAGACAACUGAAGCACCAGCUACCACUGAAGAACCAGAUAAUACCACCACAUCUGAAGGAUCAGGCAGCACAGAAGCUCCUGAGGAAAGUAGCACAACUGCAGCACCGGAGUCUACUGAAGAACCAAAUUUACCAGGAACAACUGAAGGGUCCGGUGCCACAGAAGUACCAGAGGAUACCACUUUAGCACCAGAAUCGACUGUAGAACCAGAAGUUACCGACGACAUUGAAGAAAGUACUACUGAAGGUGAAUCGGAAAUUACAGAAGAUCCUGAAGAAAGUGAGACAACUGAAGCACCAGCUACCACUGAAGAACCAAUUGUUACUGAAGAACCAGAUAACACCACCACAUCUGAAGGGUCAGGUAGCACGGAAGCACCUGAGGACUCAACUUUAGCACCAGAAUCUACUGUAGAACCAGAGGUCACCGAUGACAUUGAACGUACUACUCAAGACGAAACGGAAAGUACUGAAGAUCCUGAAGAAAGUGACACAACCGAAGCACCAGCUACUACUGACGACCCGAUUACCACCGAAAGUCCAGAAAACAUCACCACACCGGAGGGAUCAGGUAGCACAGAAAACCCAGAUGAAAGUGACACAACACCUGCACCGGUAGUUAACACUACUGAACGACCAAUAGUUACUGAAGGCGCAGAAACCACUGAAGAGCCCGAGAGUACCGACUCAACUGAACUACCACAAAGCACAAGGACAUCAGAAGCACCUGCAAUAUCUGAUACCACAAAUGCUGGUGUAAUUACAGAGGAACCAGAAACUCCCUCCACAGAAAUUCCCAAUAGCACUGUAGCUCCCACCGACAUUCCAGAAACGACAAAAGUGCCAAGUAGUACUGGUGCACCUAUUACUACAAAAGCACCAGAGACAACCGAGGGUACAGAAGAAGCAGAAACCACUGAAGUACCGCCCACAAACAGCGAAAAGCCCAGUUCAACUGAAGCGCCAGCUACCACAUCGACACCAGUUACAACCAACUCACCGAAUACAACAGUAGAACAAACAACAAGGGUUACAAGCCCAAGUACGACGCAAGUGCGCACAACACCCCGAUCCGCACAACCAUUCAGAUGUCCCUACGAAGGCUUCUUUCCAGCUGAGGACGCUUGCAAUAAGUUUGCCUACUGUGCCAAACAUUUAGGUAGAAUGAGGCAAUAUGACAUCAAAUGUCCGCGUGGCCAGAAAUUCAAUAGGAACACACUCUAUUGUGAUCCCGAAAUCGAUUGUGAGGACAGCGGUGAAGUAGCACAAACUGAGCAUCGCAAAUCGUUCACCUGCUUAGUGGAGGGUACCUUCGCGCAUAGGAAUGACUGUACCAAAUACUACACAUGCGAAUGGAGUAGGAAACAUCGCAACUUCAUUCAACUACCCAGUGUUUGUCCGAACGGUGAGGUCUUCCGUCUAGAGACUGGUUCAUGUGGACGUGAGCGACGACUUACAUGUUUCUUACGGCCAAUCGGUUCCAAGUACUAUGACAACGAAUCGUCAUCAUCCAAUUGAGUCUAGUGCGAGUGGCAUCACUGCAUGCACUUCGUAUUUUCGUAUGAGUUCAGUCAUGGACCUCAUGCUUAUGCUAUUAUUAGUUAAAUAAAGAUAAUUUUCAUUAAUUUAAGUUUUUUUAUGUUACUCAAAUAUAUAAGACUAAACGCGUUAUUUCUAACGUAUUAAUUACUAAA
Messenger RNA from Zeugodacus cucurbitae (melon fly), 3422 nucleotides. RefSeq names its product mucin-5AC. NCBI's taxonomy places the organism in Eukaryota, Metazoa, Arthropoda, Insecta, Diptera, Tephritidae. The transcript has 2 exons. Bases 85 to 3246 code for a protein of 1053 amino acids. The record is from RefSeq and is a predicted model, not a curated record. Gene Ontology annotation, cellular component: extracellular region. Gene Ontology annotation, molecular function: chitin binding.